Molecule: messenger RNA, 1392 nt
Organism: Daldinia vernicosa
Lineage: Eukaryota; Fungi; Ascomycota; Sordariomycetes; Xylariales; Hypoxylaceae
Product: putative oxidoreductase
Exons: 1
Coding region: 252-1376 (374 amino acids)
Molecular function (GO): NADPH dehydrogenase activity; FMN binding
Source: RefSeq, a predicted model, not a curated record
UCAGCUAUUUGUGAAUGCCCUAAGUUGCAAUGGCUGAAGAGACUUUGGCACCCCUGCUUACCUAUACAACAAUUGAGAAUAGGUACAAAUAUAGCCUUGAAUUCCCGUUUCCAUAUGCCAUUCUAUUAUUUAUCUUUGACGACAGAGUUAAUAUUACUUAAUGAUAGUUUAAGAAAGAUAGUUCUCAGCUUUGCUAUAAGUCUCUUUCGAGUACGUAUCAUAUUCAUCGCCGAUUAAUCUUGGAGGCCAAGAUGGAUGAUUCAUCGAGUCUCUUUAAGCCCCUUAAGCUUGGGCGAUGCGUACUGGAGCACAAACUGGUUCUUUCCCCCAUGACACGGUUUCGUGCCGAUGAUUCCGCUGUGCCCUUACCGUUUGUCAAAGAGUACUAUACGCAACGUGCGUCUAUUCCAGGUACUUUGUUGAUUACGGAGGCGACGGCCAUCUCCCCUCAGGCCAAGGGGUUUUCUAAUGUUCCCGGAAUCUGGAAAGCUGAACAAAUUCACGCAUGGAAAGAGAUUGUUGACGCAGUUCACUCCAAAGGGUCCUACAUCUGGCUCCAAUUGUGGGCCACAGGACGCAGUUCUGAAGCUGAAGUAUUAGCUGCCAAUGGAUUCGACCUCACUUCCAGCAGCGCAGUUCCAGUUGGUCCGGAUGAACCCACUCCACGGGAAUUGACGGCGUCAGAGAUCGAGACCUACAUCAACGAGCACGUACAGGCCGCCAAGAAUUCCAUUAUUGCGGGAUUUGACGGCGUCGAGAUCCAUGGAGCAAAUGGAUUUCUGAUUGACCAAUUUUUCCAAGCGUCAUGCAAUCAACGAAACGACGAGUGGGGUGGGAGUAUCCAAAAACGGUCUCAAUUUGGACUGGAGAUAACGCGCAGAAUUGUGGAUGCCAUCGGUGCUGAUCGCGUCGGCAUGAAGCUCUCUCCCUGGAGUACGUUCCAGGGAAUGGGUACCAUGAGCGACCUGACAGCUCAGUUUGAACAUGUGAUCAGCUAUCUGCGUGAGAUGGACAUUGCAUAUCUGCAUCUGGCCAAUUCAAGAUGGGUGGAAGACGUAACGCACCCGGACGCCGACAAUGAGACGUUCGUGCAUAUGUGGGGAAAGUCGAAGCCGGUCCUCCUGGCAGGGGGUUAUGAUGCAAUCUCAGCUAAACGCGUCGUUGACGAGACGUAUGCAGGGUACGAUAAUGUGGCUGUUGUACUUGGUCGGUUGUUUAUUUCGAACCCUGAUCUUCCCUUUCGCAUGAAGCAUGGAGUACCACUGCAACAGUAUGAUCGUGAUACAUUUUACAUACCGUUUUCGGACAAGGGUUACUUGGACUAUCCAUUUUGCGAGGAUUUCUUAGCCUCGAAGCCUCUUCAGCUGUCAACUUAGUUGAGUUGCAUCGGGA